Molecule: messenger RNA, 1004 nt
Organism: Paralichthys olivaceus (Japanese flounder)
Lineage: Eukaryota; Metazoa; Chordata; Actinopteri; Pleuronectiformes; Paralichthyidae
Source: RefSeq, a predicted model, not a curated record
CUCGGAGUGGAUGAAGAGUGUGUCCAGAGGGUGAUGGCCCAGCUGAGCGGUGCUGUUACACACCUCCACUCCCUGGGUUUCGUCCACCGUGACAUCAAACCCGAGAACAUCUUUCUGUGUGACAGUUCCUGUCGCUGGGUCAAACUGGGCGACUUCGGCCUCGCCCGGGCCAUCGGGACCACAGUCCGACCUGUCUGGUACGACUCGCCCUUCUGCACUCCUGAGGUGGAGCCAGCUAAGGAGGCCGAGAAGGAGAUGGAGAGGCGGCUGAGUGAAGGGACUGAAGAAGAGAUGGAGGACAUUUGGGUAACAGUGGAGCCCUGCAUCGACAGCUGGGCCCUUGGCGUCCUCGUCUACUGCCUCUUAACCGGCUGCUUCCCCUGGGAGGAGAGCACCCAUGACGACCGUGGCUACCGCAGGUACAAGGAGUGGUUUAUCCGUGAGGCUGAAAAGGAGGACGUCAGAGACGUUGGGUGGAGGGGCGAGGGGGAAAAAGACAGUUACACCAUCAUGGAGAAAAACCCAAGAGACAACCCUCCUCCGUCACAGUUUGAGGGCUUCAGUCCACUUGUGAUGACUCUUUUCAAGGAGCUGCUCCACCCUGAGCCCAAACAGCGUGGAAGCCCGGAGGAGAUCCUGAGCUACCUGGGAGGGCCGUGGCUGAUGGAGACGGAGCGAGAGGAGAGGAGGAAAGCAGAGGAGGCAGAGAAGGAGGCCAGAAGAAUCAGAGAGGCAGGUGGAGUGGAGGAAGAACUGUUGAGGGAGGGAAGAGGGGAGAGAUAAACUUUAUAAAGCCAAACGCAUAAUGAAUGUAAAAUUUCUUACCAUGAGUAUUUCUGUGUGUAAAUAUACAUUUUACUCCAGUGCAAAUUUUUACAUGAUAUGGUUCUGUAUUUUUCAUAUUUUUAUAAAUAUUUUUGCUUUAGUUACAACUUUAACUGUUGCAUAUAUUCCAGUGUGUGUAUGUGUGUGUGUGUGUGUGUGUGUGUGUGUGUGUGUGUGUG